AAGCGGCACUUUGAUUGCGAGUAAGGUCAGGCGCGGGCUGCCCCACGCUCCCCGCCGCUGAGAAGUUCCUUGGACGCGAACAGACGUCGCCGGCAGCUCGGCAGAGCGCAGAGCGAGCGAGCGAGCGAGCGCCGCCGAAGCGCCCGUGCCCGCGGCGGGGAGAGGCAGUUCACGCCCCGCGGCCCCGGCUCGGCCCCGCGCGCCCCGCCAUGGCGGAGGUGGGGGGGGUCUUCGCCUCCUUGGACUGGGACCUGCACGGCUUCUCCUCCUCUCUGGGGAACGUGCCCUUAGCUGACUCCCCGGGUUUCCUGAACGAGCGCCUGGGCCAGAUCGAGGGGAAGCUGCAGCGCGGCUCGCCCACAGACUUCGCCCACCUGAAGGGGAUCCUGCGGCGCCGCCAGCUGUACUGCCGCACCGGCUUCCACCUGGAGAUCUUCCCCAACGGCACGGUGCACGGCACCCGCCACGACCACAGCCGCUUCGGAAUCCUGGAGUUUAUCAGCCUGGCCGUGGGGCUGAUCAGCAUCCGGGGAGUGGACUCUGGCCUGUACUUAGGAAUGAACGAGCGAGGAGAACUAUAUGGGUCGAAGAAACUCACACGUGAAUGUGUUUUCCGGGAACAGUUUGAAGAAAAUUGGUACAACACCUAUGCCUCCACCUUGUACAAACACUCGGAUUCGGAGAGACAGUAUUAUGUGGCCCUGAAUAAAGACGGCUCACCCCGGGAGGGAUACAGGACUAAACGACACCAGAAAUUCACUCACUUUUUACCCAGGCCAGUAGAUCCUUCUAAGUUGCCCUCCAUGUCCAGAGACCUCUUCCGCUAUAGGUAACGGACCCCUAGUGUGACCUCUGUGACCUGUGUACUCUGGGGCCACAGUUGUCUCUGCAAGCACUAUACUCAUAGCUUUUCAAUCCUCCUUCCUAUCAAUUUAGAUAACAGAGAAGCACUUACUGUUCAACUCGACCCAGCUGUUCCCCUGUUGUUCAAAGUGUAUAUCAAGGUUGGGUUAUUUUGGGGAGGGAUGUCAGGGGAGGGGGUGGGCUAGAGGGAAUCUUGUAUAUACUUUUUUUCUUUACUCGUCCUUUCCCCUGAGGUGGCACAAGAAAGAAUGGGGGCCCCUGCCAAGGGCCGGGGGUGUCUUGCCCCCACAAUCUACCCAAAUACCUUGACAAUGGGUAAAUGAAAGACCAAGGAAUCUGCCAAAGAUGCUACCUACAGAGCUUUAAAAAAAGUCUCACUAAGAAAAUCCUUGGGGCCAGAGCCCUGCUGCGAGCCGCCCUGCCCUGGCUCUGCAGAGGCCUCGUCUGUCCUGACAUGCAGUUUUCCUGCCACUGGAAGUGGGAGUUGGGGUAGGUUGUAAGAAAAUGAUAUUAAAAUGUAAGCAUGGAUACUGUGCAUAAGGACAAACUAUUUAUGAAAUGUAUAUGCUAUUUAUUUUAUAUAUUUAUUUAUUUCAAAAUAAUUUUAUUUUUAAUGAGAGAUGCUAUGACUGGAUUUUCAUCAGAAAGAAUAAGGUCCUACUGAAACAGGAUA
Equus quagga is the source of this 1537-nucleotide messenger RNA. RefSeq names its product fibroblast growth factor 16 (gene FGF16). Gene Ontology annotation, biological process: positive regulation of endothelial cell chemotaxis to fibroblast growth factor; positive regulation of protein phosphorylation; positive regulation of gene expression. Gene Ontology annotation, molecular function: growth factor activity; fibroblast growth factor receptor binding. The coding region runs from base 210 to 833 and encodes 207 amino acids. Lineage: Eukaryota; Metazoa; Chordata; Mammalia; Perissodactyla; Equidae. The record is from RefSeq and is a predicted model, not a curated record. Gene Ontology annotation, cellular component: cytoplasm. The transcript is spliced from 3 exons.